AUGUCCAAUUUUGCUCACCGCUUUCGCGGUUGGCUUGUCGAUUAUAAGUGGCGUUUUGCUCCACUUGUCCACAUGAACCUUGCACGACGUGAUCGCAAUACCAUACCUCUUACCAUAAACAUCACGAAGGAAGAAGUCGAUUCGCAACUGCAAUCCGUUCUGAGGAUACUGUCAUCAGAAUUUGCUCCGCUUGACUUCCACAAGCGUAUUCCAGCCGAGCAACGAGCUCGGGCCACUGAGCUGCUAACCAAACAUUUGUCAUUCGCGCUUGUGAGGAAAUCAAGCAGUUUAAAAGGAUGUGGUCAAGGAAUUUUUGUUGCGAAAGGACCAGUACCCGCUCUUCGGGUUGUUGCGCUCUACUCAGGCACGAUAUACGACCCUUGGGAUUCGAUUCUCUUACAGUCCAUAGGAAACCAUUUUGUGCUGCGAUGUCAGGACGGAGUGACCAUUGACGGAAAUGACGUCCGGCUUUCACGUUGGAUACACCGCUCAUGCGCCUAUCGCGAUCUGUCACCAGCAAUCAGCGAUCUCACUUGGCUGGAGGACACUCCCUUCAACUAUCUCAAUAUGGGCCACUAUGUGAACAAUGAACCAGCUCCUAAUGCUCACAAUGUCCAGUACGUUGAUCUGGACAUUCAUCAGUGGCCACUACGCCUGCGAAAAUUCUUGCCUUAUUCUGUCUAUUCUCCACAUAGGGUUCUUCCGCUGAGAGUGGUUGUUUUGGUGUCUGUAAGAGAGAUUGCCGAAGGAGAAGAGUUGUUUUCAGCUUAUGUUUCGAGGUAG
Messenger RNA from Cylicocyclus nassatus, 783 nucleotides. The record is from the annotation of a GenBank genome assembly. Lineage: Eukaryota; Metazoa; Nematoda; Chromadorea; Rhabditida; Strongylidae.